UCCAUUUUAGCUUUACAAAAUAGAAACCACCCCUUGUUACCCUUAAUUACUUUGCAUGGCGCCGAGGGACAAGACGGCGGCCGUUAAACCUGGCGGUAACUGCGGCGCCGGCGCUGCUGCUGGGGCUAAGGAGGUGCAUUUUAGGGGAGUGAGGAAGCGGCCUUGGGGCAGAUACGCUGCUGAGAUCAGGGAUCCUGGAAAGAAGAGCCGAGUCUGGCUUGGAACCUUCGACACGGCUGAGGAAGCCGCUCGUGCUUAUGACGCCGCCGCCCGCGAAUUUCGGGGCGCCAAAGCCAAGACCAACUUCCUGAUUGCGAGCGAAAAUGUGAACAAGAUUGUUAUGGCGAACAAGAAGAAUGAUACUGGCGCUAAUAACCAAAGCCCCAGCCCCAGUAGUACUGUGGAGUCGUCUAGCCGGGAAACGCCUGCUUUGAUGAUGGAAUCCUCCUCUCCAUUGGAUCUUAAUCUCUGUCCAUCCGCUGCCGUGAGGCUCCCCUUCCAGUCUGUGCCGGCGGUUGGCGGUGCUUUUACGGCACCGGUGAUGAAUCAUCAACAUUUGCUUUAUUUCGAUGCGAUGAUGAAGAGUCAGUAUCAGAGACUGUUGUUUGAUCAUCAACAUCUUAAUCAUCAGGCGAUGUCCACUGCUGGAAAUGGUCGUCGUGGUGGUGCGAGUGGAGCUGUCCAGAGUGAUUCCGAUUCAUCCUCCGUUGUUGAUUUGAACCAACAUGAAGUCAAUCCACCACGAAAAUCUCUUGAUUUCGAUCUCAAUCUCCCUCCUAAACCAGAAAUCCUCUGAUUUUUUUUCUUGGCCGGAGAUGACCCUUUUUAAUAAUUCUUUUCCGUUUCUCUUGGAAAAUUUCCCCCCUUUUUUUCUCAGAUAGGGAUUAAAAUUAGACUACAAAAAAAUCCGCAACACCCC
This is a messenger RNA of Hevea brasiliensis (rubber tree), 919 nucleotides long. RefSeq names its product ethylene-responsive transcription factor 4-like. The transcript has a single exon. Gene Ontology annotation, biological process: regulation of DNA-templated transcription. The record is from RefSeq and is a predicted model, not a curated record. Gene Ontology annotation, molecular function: DNA-binding transcription factor activity; DNA binding. NCBI's taxonomy places the organism in Eukaryota, Viridiplantae, Streptophyta, Magnoliopsida, Malpighiales, Euphorbiaceae. Bases 56 to 796 code for a protein of 246 amino acids.